Molecule: messenger RNA, 1119 nt
Organism: Hyphopichia burtonii NRRL Y-1933
Lineage: Eukaryota; Fungi; Ascomycota; Pichiomycetes; Serinales; Debaryomycetaceae
Exons: 1
Coding region: 1-1119 (372 amino acids)
Source: RefSeq, a predicted model, not a curated record
AUGGCACAUUCAAGAAGUAGUGCUGGCGGCUCUAAUAACAUGAGCAAUCAGAACCUUCACUUGAAUGAGUUUAUCAUACUUAGUAGUAACGAAUCAAGUUUCCAGGAUGGUAUCCAGAUACGGGAUCAUGCCCAAGGCUUGAAGUUUGCCUCGAUUAAUUCUGAAACUUAUACUGGGGUGGACUUUUUACCUAACAACUUUACAACCAAUGAAUUCCCGCCCAUAAAUUCUUCUUCCCCCAAUGAAUCCUUUUAUAAUAAUUUUGUUCCCUUAUCACCACUUUCAAUACUACAGAAGAAACAAUUACCAGUUGCGGAUAGUCCGACACUUCAAUACAUCACACCAAAGAAGUUGUUGGACUCAUUUGAAAAAAGACUGCCCAAAAGACAGAGAUCAAAUGAAGAUGCAGAUAUUAACGGGAACCAAAAGAAAAAACUGAAAGCUCAACUUGAUCCAAGAGAGUUUGAACACUAUAGUGAAAGGCAAGCCCAAGAAUUCGAAAGAACGAGAUACGAUUUCAUAUGUGGAGUACCAACUGCAAGACGUAAAGAAUGUAGGAGAAACAUUGGGUGCAAAGCCCAUUCGUUCGAAACUAAAUCGAAAAUUUUGAGAAGCAAACCUUUAUCAACACUACUUAUUGAAGAUGAAAAAAAUUCGAAGGAGACUAGAUUAAGAAGAGUUCAAAUGAAAAAGUAUUUUAGUUUGAAAGAAAAGUAUAUUGCUUUUAAAGUAGAGUCACCAAAGGAGGAUCCUCAUCAUCAUCCUUAUGUGAAGAAAUGGAUCAGCUCGUCCUUGAACACAAGUAUUGCUCCUUCAAUAACCAAGACCUCAACCCCAAUCCCUAGCCGAACCCAACUACCGGAAGCUUCUUCUGAGCAAUAUAGGCUAUUACCAAAUAAAGGAACGCUUAGUGAGCCACCGAAGCAAAUUAAAGGGGAUAAAAUGAAAGAUUUCACUAAAAAUUUGGCUCAAAGCUCAAACGAAAAGUCUGCUACCGUUGUUGCUUUUCUUCAUCUUAAGUUAAAACCACUUCAAAAUGUCUCUGUUGAUGAAAGAUGUAUCGAUUUGCUUAAUAAUUUUGCAGCAAAUCUACAGAAAAAAACCAAAAAUCUCAAAUAA